Messenger RNA from Nestor notabilis (Kea), 1391 nucleotides. It is a transcript of the gene PTPRR, whose product is annotated as protein tyrosine phosphatase, receptor type, R. The annotation marks the transcript as partial. The record is from RefSeq and is a predicted model, not a curated record. Gene Ontology annotation, biological process: protein dephosphorylation. Gene Ontology annotation, molecular function: protein tyrosine phosphatase activity. Lineage: Eukaryota; Metazoa; Chordata; Aves; Psittaciformes; Psittacidae. The transcript has 10 exons.
ACACUGCAAAUGGAUGUACACAAGCUGAAUAUCACAUUGCUCCGGAUAUUUCGCCAAGGAGUGGCAGCAGCACUAGGACUGUUACCUCAGCAAGUUCAUAUCAACAGACUCAUUAAGAACUGUGUGGAACUGUUUGUGUCCCCACUGAACCGAAAGCCAGGAAUUUCUGAGGCGCUCCCAUCUGAAGAAGUGCUUCGUUCCCUUAAUAUCAACAUUUUGCAUCAAAGUUUAUCCCAGUUUGGAAUAACAGAGGUCUCCCCUGAGAAAAAUGUUUUGCAAGGCCAGCAUGAAGCAGACAAAAUCUGGAGCAAAGAAGGAUUUUAUGCGGUUGUCAUAUUUCUCAGCAUCUUUGUCAUUCUAGUAACUUGUUUAAUGAUUCUGUACAGAUUAAAGGAGAAGAUCCAGCUGUCACUGAGACCAGAGAAGGAAAAGAAGCAGGAGAUCCACCUCUCACCCCUUCCCCUGCCAACAUCUCAGUCUAAGACCACCAGCAGCAUGGUCCAGCCUGAACAGGCUCCAAAGGUUGUCAAUGUUGUAGUGGACCCUCAAGGCCAGUGUGUUCCUGAGCUCAAACCUCCCCUGUGUGCCAGUCCGUCUCCUUUCAGAAUGAAACCUGUGGGGCUUCAGGAAAGACGAGGAUCCAAUGUCUCACUGACUUUGGAUAUGAGCAGUUUGGGAAGUGUUGAGCCUUUCAUCACUGUGCCAACCCCACGAGAAAAGGUAGCAAUGGAAUACCUACAGUCAGCUGGUCGUAUCCUCACACGGCAGCAGCUUCGAGAAGCGGUUGCAUGUUCUCAUUUACUUCAAACAGAAUUCAUGGAAAUACCAAUGAAUUUUGUGGAUCCCAAAGAAAUUGACAUCCCGAGUCAUGGAACUAAAAACCGCUAUAAAACAAUUUUACCAAAUCCUCUAAGCAGAGUGUAUUUGAAACCAAAAAAUCCAUCUGACUCCCUGAGUACCUACAUAAAUGCUAACUACAUUAGGGGAUAUGGAGGUAAAGAGAAGGCUUUCAUUGCAACUCAGGGACCCAUGAUUAAUACCGUGAAUGAUUUCUGGCAGAUGGUUUGGCAAGAAGACAGCCCUGUCAUUGUUAUGAUCACAAAGCUGAAAGAAAAAAAUGAGAAAUGUGUGCUUUAUUGGCCAGAAAAAAGAGGAAUCUAUGGGAAGGUGGAAGUCCUUGUUAACAGUGUGCAAGAAUGCAAGAACUAUACUAUCCGUCAGCUUACAAUAAAGCAAGGGAGUCAGUCCCGGAGUGUGAAACACUACUGGUACACAUCCUGGCCGGACCACAAAACCCCUGACAGUGCUCAGCCUCUGCUGCAGCUCAUGCUGGAUGUAGAAGAGGACAGGGUGGAAUCACCGGGCAGAGGGCCUGUCAUUGUGCACUGCAG